This is a messenger RNA of Penicillium subrubescens, 1844 nucleotides long. RefSeq lists its product as uncharacterized. Bases 294 to 1844 code for a protein of 516 amino acids. The record is from RefSeq and is a predicted model, not a curated record. NCBI's taxonomy places the organism in Eukaryota, Fungi, Ascomycota, Eurotiomycetes, Eurotiales, Aspergillaceae. The transcript has 3 exons.
GUUUGAUCCCAUUUGUCUACGAUGAGUACUAGUCUAUACGGUUUUAUCUUGCUCAGAUAGUUUUUAACAUACUGCCCCACGCCCGGAAUUGCGAAGGACAAUGUCAAGCCUGUCAGCCCCCACUAGACUAACUCGUUCAGGGAUGGUGACGACACUCGUCAUUCUCAAAUCUGCGCCCAAUGCGGCUGAGCUCAACCCAAGACAAACUGCUCACAUCCAUUUUCCCUCUUCCGUUCUAAGUCAGCCAUGCCCGACGCGCCUCCUAUCCCAAGUGUGACCACCCUCCGCGCAACAUGCUGACCCUCCUCAUCCUCAGUCUAGCCACGCAGGCGCUGGCCCAGAGAAACUCGACUGUUUUGAUCGGUUGGCAGUUUGAUGGCGACGAUCGCUCAUCAUGGAAUAUUCUUUGGACGUGUCUCUCCACCAUUCUGGCGUGCACCUGGACUGCAAUGCAUCUCCAAUACCAUGGAAAGGAUAAUUCCCACAUCGGGAUGAACCGCAUAGGGAAAAGCUUCACAUGGAUUGCCGCCGUGCUUGCGCCGGAACUGAUGUCUUUUAUUGCAGUUCAAGAAUAUUGGGAGGUGAAGCUGAUUCUUGCGAGCUGCAAUGCUGCUCAAACGGCAUUCUCCAGUGGGCAGAAAGCUUCCUUGUUGGAGCCGGUCAUAGAGAUUACCAACCACAACGAUGAGGAGGACCCGAAGCCGCCAAAGUUACCCAAAGAGGUCUCGAACGAUGGCGAGAAAGAAAUUUCAGAGCGCCCAGCGAUAGAGGCGACAAAGCCACCGACACAUGUUUUUCGAUAUUGGAAAAUGGCCCAAGGGUACUAUAUCCGCAUGGGCGGUUUUGUUCUCCAGACCAAGGACUACUGGGUAUACACUGUUCGGCCCGCAAAUGUCGUCCUCCUCAUUGAGGCAGGAGUUAUCAAGCCAUCUAGCUUGAAGAUAGGCGAUAUCAAAGAUCGAGACAAAUCCGACCCCCUGUCAAAGGCCUUCACUCUCCUCCAAAGCGCAUGGGUGACAAUUAAUAUCAUCGCCAGAAGGGCAUAUGACUUGCCCAUCUCGCCCCUGGAGCUCUCCACCGUGGCCUAUGUGGCCUGUGCCUUGGUCACUUAUUUGGCUUGGUGGGAUAAGCCCAAGGAUGCUGACACGUUCAUCACUCUCCACCUACCUUAUGACCGUGACAGUGACGAGAUGCCAACUCAAUUCCGCGAUGCGGACAGGACAGAUUGGAUGCACCUGCCGCCGCCGCUAAUCAAGGACAACGCCGAGUCCAACGAGAAAGAUGGACACUGGAAACGAGCAGCUUUUGUUGCGCUGUGUAACGACCCAGUUGGAUUCUGGAGAAGAAUCAAGGAAUCACACAAGGAGAUCCGUUCCCAGCGAGUACACAAGCAGAUGGAGUUGGAUUCUUUGGCAGACAACUCGGGCUCUUCCGCAGACAACUCGGAGGAGACAUAUAAUGACAACGUCCGUUUUAAAGAGCAAGUCACCGUAUGGGAACAAUUCACAAUUGAUAUGUUUACUUUCAUGGCCGCACUGGUAUUCUGUGGUAUUCAUAUUGCGGCGUGGAAUUUCAUCUUCCCAACUCGAGCCGAGCAAAUAAUCUGGCGAGUCUUUGCUCUCGUCUCAUUCUCCCUGGCCUGGCCAGUGGCUUUAAUGUCGGAUAUAUCCUUACUCGGGCCGUGGUAUAAACAUGGAAGGAAGGCACCUAUCCCUAGAGAAUAUUUUUAUCCCUCACAGACUCGGAUUUGGCUUCUUAUCAUGUUUUAUCUGGAAACAUUGUGCUCAUGUUUAUAUCGCUGCGAGCCCUCCCCGCUGGAUCCUAUUUAUCGAUUAAUUGGCUAG